CUGAUCUCUCCAAGGUGCUAGCAGUCUGCUCCGCCUUGUCUCCGCCUUUUGCCGCUUCUCUCCGCUUUCCCUUACUUUUGCGACUCUUUGUAUAAAUAGACGGCCGUCUCCCGCCACUGAGCAGCAAUUUCAUAUCCAUGUCGAUAUUCGCGACUCGCUUCCUAGCCAAAGCACCCGUUUCCCGACUUUCUGCGCCUCGCCAGUCCGCAGUUCGAACAUACGCAAUCCCGCACACUGCCACCCAGCGCAUAGCCGCCGCGACCCGCAAACAGCCAAAGAUGGACUCCCAGUACAUAUUCUCCAAGCCCAUGCUUGCAACGUGGGCCACCUGCUGCAUUGCCUUUGGCGUGUCAGUGGCGCUCCUGGGCGUCGACCAGGGGUGGGUGCGUUUCAGCACGGCCAAGAAGAGCGUCGAGAGCGCUGAUAAGCCGGACGAGAUUGAGGAGGCGAAGCGGAUCAGCGAUUCGCUGAUGCAGACAGAGAUCGCCAAGCAGUGCCUGGAGCAGCCCGACGAGUGGAAGCGGAUUCCGUACUUUUGGUCGCAGAACAGCAGGGCCAUGAAGCGUACGUUUGUGCAGGGUGCGCUGUACGGCCCAGACAAGCUGACGGCCGAGCCGCUUGUGUUUCUGAACCGCGACCGCAAGCAGUUCAUCGUCAUUGCGCAUAUCGGCAACAGUCUGUGCGGCCACGAGGGCAUUGUGCACGGCGGUCUGCAGGCCACGCUGUUCGACGAGAUCACGGCGCGCCCGGCGUUCUGGAACCUGCCGCGCAGCGUUGCGCUGACGGCCUCGCUCAAGGUCAACUACCGGAGACCGGCGCUGGCCAACCAGAUCUUUGUGUUCCGCACCAGCCUGGAGCACAUGGAGGGCCGCAAGGCCACGAUUAAGGCAACCAUGGAGGACCUGAAGGGGAACGUGCUGAGCGACGCCGAGUCGCUGUACGUCAGCCCCAGCAACGAGAAGCUGGUGUCUGACAACUCCAGCUUGCUGAAGAUGAUCGAGGGCGUGUACCCAGGCGCCUUCUGAGACCAGCAUAUACAUACGCACUCUUUUGUUUUUAAUACCAGCAACCGUUCUAAUAUCCCACCGGAUGUGUCUGCACUGCAUGUAU
Linderina pennispora is the source of this 1110-nucleotide messenger RNA. RefSeq lists its product as uncharacterized. Lineage: Eukaryota; Fungi; Kickxellomycota; Kickxellomycetes; Kickxellales; Kickxellaceae. The record is from RefSeq and is a predicted model, not a curated record. The coding region runs from base 309 to 1025 and encodes 238 amino acids. The transcript has a single exon.